This is a messenger RNA of Terrapene triunguis (Three-toed box turtle), 1487 nucleotides long. RefSeq names its product DEP domain-containing mTOR-interacting protein-like. The coding region runs from base 16 to 1212 and encodes 398 amino acids. The transcript has 9 exons. Gene Ontology annotation, biological process: intracellular signal transduction; negative regulation of TOR signaling. Lineage: Eukaryota; Metazoa; Chordata; Testudines; Emydidae. Gene Ontology annotation, molecular function: protein binding. The record is from RefSeq and is a predicted model, not a curated record.
UGUGCCUGAGCCAGGAUGGAGAGUAUUAGCAACAGCCUGAAGAAUAAAGCAACCGAGAGACAUCACAGAGCAGAGGUGAUGAUUGCAGGAGAGCAGCUGAGGCUUCGACUUCAUGAUGGAAAGCUCAUUAAGGACAGGCGCCACCACCUUCGAACGUACCCCAACUGCUUUGUUGCAAAGGAGCUUACAGACUGGCUGAUUGACCACAAGGAAGCACCAGACCGAGAGACGGGUAUCCGCCUAAUGCAGAAGCUAAUGGACCAUUACAUCAUCCAUCAUGUUUGUGAUGAACACUCGGACUACAAGGACGCCAAGUUGCUCUACCGUUUCCGCAAGGACGACGGGACCUUCCCUCUCAACAAGGAUGUAAAGGUGUUCCUGAGGGGGCAGAGCCUUUAUGAGACGCUGAUCAAUGUAGAAGACUCCAUACUGAAGGCGAGAGAGGAGAAUUCUGUGAAGUACCAGAGGACAUUCCUGGGCUGUGAAAUGAUUGACUGGCUCAUCCAGGAAGGGGAGACAGCAAACAGAAAGGAAGCUGUGGAGCUGGGCCGAGCGCUGCUGGAACAUGGGAUCAUUCAGCAGGUCUCCAGCAAGCACCACUUCUUUGACAGUAACCUGCUCUACCAGUUCCGGAUCAACUUCCGCCGGAGGCGACGGCUCACGGAGCUGCUCAACGAGAACUCGCCCCGGGCUUUGUCAGAGAGUCCUGACAGCCCCUUCUGCCUCCGCAAGCUCAACCCGGAGCAAGGCAACUCCAGCUUCCUCUCAGUCCAGCCCAACAAGGAGAUCAAAAUAGUCUCAGCAGUUCGGAGGAGCAGCGUCACCUCUCUUGCCGGAAGUUCCAACCCCUAUUUCACUCCUACGCCCAGCCUGGGAUUCCUGCCAGCAGCUGAAUGCAACCCCAAAUCAGUGCUAAAGAAGCCUGUCACCAAUGAGGAGCUCCUGUCCCCCGGGGCUCCAUACAUCAAGAAGACACUAACCAUUGUGGGGGAUGCUGUGGGCUGGGGGUUCGUGGUCCGUGGGGGGAGACCCUGCCAUAUCCAGGCUGUGGACCCAGGAGGACCGGCUGCUGCAGCAGGCAUGAAGGUGUGUCAGUUUGUUUUCUCUGUGAACGGAAUGUACGUUCUGCAUUUGGACUAUCCGACCAUCAGCAGCCUCAUCAUGACGGGACCGCGAACGCUUGUUCUGGAGGUCAUGGAAGCCAUUGAAUAAGUGAAGAAUCCUCUCCUCAUCACUGAUCCAAGAGGCGGGAUGCUUCAGCUACUAAAGGAUGGAGUGAUCAGUUACAUGAGUCUGCUAAAAUUAGGGGACGGACCAAACCUGGUCUCUCUUCCUAAGAGACUAGGCCUGAAAUGUAGCCUGACAUUUUGACUUGUCUUAAGUAAUUGGAAUCUGAUGGGGAAGGUCUCUUUGGCUCAGACAGGACUGAGGUAUUCGUGGCUCAGUGCCUAAUCCUGAGAGAUGAUGACCACCCACAACUCCUUUUA